Molecule: messenger RNA, 3265 nt
Organism: Salmo salar (Atlantic salmon)
Lineage: Eukaryota; Metazoa; Chordata; Actinopteri; Salmoniformes; Salmonidae
Gene: anos1
Product: anosmin 1
Biological process (GO): neuron differentiation
Cellular component (GO): extracellular region; cell surface
Molecular function (GO): protein binding; peptidase inhibitor activity
Source: RefSeq, a predicted model, not a curated record
UAAUUGAAGUUUCUUUAGUUUCUACAGCGGAGUCAACACGCAGUGUAGCCCGAUCAGUGAACGGAUAAAAAGCAGCACCCGUCGUCGGACAAUGUUGCCCAGGAGCAUAACUGUAUGUGUGACCCUGUGUCUAUGGAUUACAGUGUUGUCGACCCAUGGAACCUUCGCUGCGAGGACCAGGCAGGAUGACUCGUUCUUCACUGCUAGCAUUUACCGAGCAAGAUGCGCCUCGAGAUGUCUCAGCCUGCAUAUCACUCGCAUCUCUGCUUUUUUCAAGCACUCCCAGAAUAAUGGAUCCUUGGUUUGGUGUCAGAAUCACAAACAGUGCUCAAAGUGCCUGGAGCCCUGCAAGGAAUCCUGGGACCUGAAGGAAAAUCAGUGCCAGGACUUAUGUGAGCCCCUCUUUCCCAAGAAGCACUAUGAGUGUUUGACUAGCUGUGAGUUCCUGAAGUCUGUAGAAGGGGUGAAACAGGGGGACUGCUCGGCCCCUGAGAAGGCCAGUGGCUUCGCUGCAGCCUGCGUGGAGAGCUGUGAGGAGGAUGGAGAGUGCUCCGCUGUCAAGAAGUGCUGCUCCAAUGGCUGCGGACACACCUGUCAGACCCCCAAGAACCUCUACAAAGGAGCACCCCUGAAGCCCAGAAAGGAGCUGGUGUUUGUGGAGCAGCCGUCCGGAGGCCUGGUGAUCCGCUGGUCCUCUAAGUUCAACAUCUCUGUGGAGCCUGUCCUGUACGUGGUGCAGCGCCGCUGGAACUAUGGCAUCCACCCCAGUGAGGAUGACGCCACAGAGUGGGAGACCGUGGCACAGACUACAGAGGAGCGCAUCCAACUGGCCGACAUCAGAGCCAGCAGAUGGUACCAGUUCAGAGUGGCUGCCGUCAACGUUCACGGGACCCGCGGGUUUACUGCCCCUAGCAAGCACUUCCGCUCCUCCAGAGAUCCCGCCGCCCCUCCCAGACCAGCCAGCCUGCGUGUCACCAACAUGACGCUGGGUGCUGAGGGGACGGUGUCAGCCCGUCUCAACUGGACCCUGCCCUCGGAGCCCGACAUCCCCGUCCAUCACUACAAAGUCUUCUGGAGCUGGACUGUUCCCGGCAAGUCGCUGGUGCCGUCCAAGAAGAAGAGGAGGAAGACCACCAACGGGGCCCAGAGCUGGGUGGAUCUGGAGGGCCUGCUGACUAACAAUAGCUACACAGUGGAGCUGCAGGCAGUCACCUACUGGGGUCAGGUGCGUCUGAAGAGCUCCAAGGCAUCACUCCACUUCAGCACUGCUGCCCAGAACAAUGACUCUGUGAAACCAGUGUCCAAGAAGGAGGAGGUUAUGAUGCCUGUUGGCUCCACCCUUGGCAAGCGCCCGGCCGGCCCUCUGGAGGUGGGCACACCCUUCUACCAGGACGGCCAGCUACAGGUCCGCAUUUACUGGAAGAACCGAGGGGAUCCUUUGGUGAGUCGUUACCAUGUCCAGUGGAUGCCUGAGUACUGCAGUCACAACGAGACCAGAGGACCAGAGAAGUCAGUCACACAGGAGAACUACAUCAACCUCCCGGGCCUGCUCUUCUCCUGCAAGUACAAAGUCACUGUUCACAUGCUCAAGUCCAAGAGGCGCGCCAAGGACGAGAGCACCACCUUCCUCACCCCGUCCUGCGCCACCAUCAGGAGCAAGAGCCACAAACACAUCCCCUGUCCUGGGGAGGAAGCCCCACUUCCCAAAGUGUUGGCUAAGUCGGAGAAUCUGACGGCGUCCUUCUCCAUCCACGAGGGAAAUGUCACAGGCAACUUUCUGUGGCGGGUGUCACAGGUCCUGGCCCAUCAACGAAUCACAGGCUUCCAGGUCACCUGGGCCGAGGUCACCACUGAGAGCCGACAAAACAGCCUGCCCAACAGCAUCAUCUCCCAGUCCCAGAUCCUGCCUCCAGACCAUAGUCUGCUGGUGGUGUCUAACCUGCGGCCAGCCACGUACUACAGACUGGAGGUCCAGGUGAUAACGUCAGGAGGUGAGGGUCCUGCCACCAUUAAGACCUUCCAGACCCCCAGUGUGUUACCAGUCCUUCAACACCGACCCAGACUCAGGCAGCACCAUCCACAUCACCAGAAGUCCUCAGCGGAGAGACAUUGAGACCCCUGACCCAUCAGACCCAGUGGGACAGGAACCAAUGUCUCUCAGCACCUUCACCCAGGGAGGGAAUACAGUGUGGAACCAAACAGCAACACAGCAGACCAUGAAAUCUGACCCCAACCUAUGUGAAAUGGGUUCACCUUCAGGCUGCACAGCAUAUGCUUUCCCUCAGUCCUUCCUGAUUCCAUCCACUGACUGGACUCUCUGCACCAUACGGUUAGAUGCAUACUGAUAUGUAGGACUCUUUUCUUUAGGACUGGUUGGUUCAUUCUCCUGUUAUUUAUGGGACACUAAGACUAAGUUGGUUAAGGAGUUUAGGAAUUCUCAAACUGUUUGUUCCAAUAGAAACAAUAACAAAACAACAGUAUAUUAUCAAUUCCAAUUGUAUAUCUUUGUAUAUCUAGAACUCAAAGAUUGUUAGAUUAUAAAAGGACAAGAAAAAAGUAAAUCACAUUUUGUUUGAAUGUCAUGCUAACUAAAUUGAAAACAGGUUAAUAACAGUGGAGAGAACGGCAUACAAUUGUAAAACACAAUCAUGUAUUCAUUAAGAAAGGCGCGUGUUCACCUAUUUAUUUUUGUUUUACCAAGUAAAAAGAUGUCGCUUAGGCAUACCCUAUGUACUGAUGAAUAAUGUAACUAAAACCAGUGUAGUUUAACCCAGAAUGUUUCUCAUAGUAUGUUGCAUGUAGAAGUACAUUUGAAUUUAAACUGUAAAUAAAUGACAAGCUUCAAAUUGAAUGCUUGUGAUGGUUUUGCAUGUCAAACGUUAGUGUUCUGUAGGCAUGAACAUGUCUGUUACCUCUUUUGGAUAUGUUAGCAAUGUUUCAUUAACAGAUAAUUAUAUGGGGAAUAAUAUGUCAUGUUUAUUAAUGAAAUUAUAACUUUUAUGUGGAAAUUAUGGAAUUUUAUGUUCUAUGACUGCAGAAAUAUUUGUUGUGGAACAGUCAGUGAAUGUCUAUUUAUUUAUGUGUGUAUUACAAAGUUUGAUUUGUGUGUGUGUGUUGUGUUUUAGUCUAGUGUUUUUGAACCGGCAAAACAUCUUGUAAAGACAUUUUGUAAAAAUGGAAUUGUAAAUAUAGUCUCAUGUUACAUGUUAUUUUUCCAUGGUAGAAACUGUACAAACUGGUAAGUAAUAAAAUAAUCCUUAACCUA